This is a messenger RNA of Trichoderma atroviride IMI 206040, 773 nucleotides long. Lineage: Eukaryota; Fungi; Ascomycota; Sordariomycetes; Hypocreales; Hypocreaceae. The record is from RefSeq and is a predicted model, not a curated record.
AUCCAUCCAUUGUUUGAGACAGGGAUAUCACUCCAACAGUGUACGACUGCGAAUCAUACAAACUCAUCCAUUUACAGCUCCAGUCUUGAGUUCCAACUCAACCUCUUUCUUCUAAACUCAUCAACCACCACACACGCAACACCAAACAACACCAAACAACCUUCGCAAUGGCUCCUCGCGUUCCUCGUCUCCCCAAGGCCAGACCCACCGAGAUGUUCUGCAUCUCCGCCGCCGGCGUCGGUGUCCUCGCGCCGCUGUACAUGGCCAUGCCCGGUGCCGAAGAGAAGCUCGCCAAGCAGACCACCAAAUGGGCUCCUCGCUGGGAGCGCAACAUCAACUACUUCACCAACCCUGCCGAGCGCACCGCCCAGCGCAUCGAGCCUCCCAUCUCCAAGGUGGUCAAGAAGCUGGACGAGAAGCUGCCGCUGGAGAGAAUGGCCAAGGGCAUGGAGAGGGGCAUCCGCAAGUCGAUUGAUCGCUUCGGCGGCCCCAAGUCAGAAUAAGUCGCUGCUUGGCGGAUGUGCUUUGAUGUCUUUUUUUUUAAUUCGUAUGCCUAUAUGACCUUUUCUUUCUUUUGUUUCAUUGUCAUGGCUUCUUCUGGGCAUGGACAGACGGUUUCUGGAGACGGCUGGAGCCUAUGAAAUCAUGGGGCUCGCCAUGCGGCGUUGGUGACUUCACUUAUAUCUUUAGGUAUUUGAUAAAGAUGCCUGCAUGCACUUCGUUUCGAUUAGCGAAGCUGUAUAAACAAAUACAAAUAAAUUUGAAUCAUGCUC